Cladocopium goreaui is the source of this 1476-nucleotide messenger RNA. The record is from the annotation of a GenBank genome assembly. NCBI's taxonomy places the organism in Eukaryota, Dinophyceae, Suessiales, Symbiodiniaceae.
GCGGAGUUUGGCAUGAAACUUGUCGGUGGCUGUCGAAUGCCAGUGCACGGGUCAAGUCCAUGCUGCUCGCUGCCAGACGGGUUUCUGCAUUUCGCCGAAGGGCUUUGUUUAGACAGACACGCAGUGCAGGGACAUCCAGCGAUAGGUUCGUGUACAUUGCCAGGGAGAGGCUUGAGGAACUGCUUGAUGCAGAAGUGGGCUACUUGAGCAAAGUCCCUAUACAUCCCUUUACUUUGCAAGAAGUUCUGGGUCUAGGGUCUGCUGAGAGUUUGGCUGCCUGCAUUUUAAACGACGUCCCGAAACGUUUCGCAGUACGAAUCCGAAUGAUUGAAAGCUUAGGAGGAUGGGACCACAUUGAGGAGCUCAACAAGCUCCAUUCCAGGAUGAAAACAUGGUAUCGGCGAUUGCGGCUUAUUGAUCCUCAGAACGUGGAUCUGCAGCACCUAACAGAGACGACUCGGGCGAUCCGUCAAGAAGGGAGUUCGACUGUCGGACUUGUUGCUUUGGGAAUUUACAAACUACAACGAGCCAAUGGCCAGUACACCGACGACGAUCUCAACCAUUUCCUUGAUGGUUUCUUGCUUUCCCGCAUAGGGAGCAACAUGCUCCUGGACCAGUACUAUGCCCGAGCACCCAAAGAAGCAGGUGGCUUGGCAAGGAAGACGGGAAUCAUUUCCCCGCGCUGUGAUGCAGUUGCCCUGUGCAAGCAAGCUGCCGCGUAUGCAUCGCGCAUUUGCCAGUUACACACUGGUCAGCUUCCCGUUGUCCUCUAUGACAACUACGAGGCUGGAAAAGGAGCUUGCCUACCAGACUCACCAUGCUACUUCAGCUACAUUCCCGGCUAUUUGCGGUACAUCAUGGUUGAAGUGUUGAAGAACAGCUUCAAAGCGACGCUCGCAGGGGCCACUGCUGCGGAGAUUGCAGAGAGACCUAUUCACGUGCUGAUUUGCCGUGAUGAGUGCCACGUUGCUAUUCGCGUCAGCGACCGUGCGGGUGGCAUCCCUUCAGAUGUGGGAGAUCGUAUAUGGUCCUACUUGUAUGGAGCCGCGGCUCGUGGAGCCGACGAGGGGGCCGCCACCCCUUUGGCAGGCUAUGGAGUUGGCCUCCCGGUUUCCAGAUUGCAUGCUCGAUACUUGGGUGGUCAGCUCCAACUCACAACAUAUCCAGGAUUUGGUACUGACGUGUGUGUGCGACUUCCUCGCAUCACAAGUGAGCAGGUGGAAGAAAUUGAGAUUUAAAUAGAAUUGCAUCGCCCGUGUGGUGGCUGGAAUGCUGGGUUUGCACAUUGUACAGCCACUCUUUCAGUGCCCGGCCACUGGAUGGAGCAAAAGGAGAGCCAAUGGAGCGCUUCCAUGGCUUCAUUCGGCUCCCUAACGCUUGAGUCAAAACUCAAGCCUGUUGUGGCUUUGCGCUUGGAAAGGUGGAACAAGUCUGGCAACAGUGCAAGCACCUGGAAGUGGCACGGAACUUGUGAAA